Molecule: messenger RNA, 6812 nt
Organism: Ruditapes philippinarum (Manila clam)
Lineage: Eukaryota; Metazoa; Mollusca; Bivalvia; Venerida; Veneridae
Exons: 6
Coding region: 1-3990 (1329 amino acids)
Source: RefSeq, a predicted model, not a curated record
AUGGUCACAACAAAAUUGGAAGACAUCAAAGACAAGGCGAGGAAGAUAGUUGAUUUGCCGGACGGAGAGUUUAACAGUUUGGUAUUGCAGGCGCGUCACUACAGUCUCGCACCAGCAGGCUCAACAAUGACCUGCCGCAGAGAGUCCCCUACUAAAGCAUGGACGCAGCCCAGCAAGGAUGUAGAGAGUGAAGACGAUGAAGUGAAGUUCAACUACAGUAGUGGUCGGGGAAGCCGAUUUGAUACAUCUACAAAAAUCAGUACACGAUCAUCAGAAUCGGAUACACGUAGAUUUGACGAUGAUUCAGGAGUUUGUAACUCAAGUAAGGCAACAAAUAGUAUCGACAGUCUGAGUGACCAGGAUGGAAGUGAUGACGAAGGAAGGGGCGUGUCAUUUGAUUAUUAUCCACCCCAGAUAAAAAUACGCUCGGGCUGUGGACUUAAUUUAGACUAUGACGAAGCUCAUGAGGUUAAAUCAGAUCAUUCAUCGCAAGAUGUGAAUUCGCCUCGGAGUGAUAUUUCCGAAGGUAUUGAAAUGACUACCUUUAAUAGCAGAGAAAUAGUCGAUGAUGACGAUGACGAGUUUAAUUUUAGACGCGAUACUGUCAGUUACCAGGACGAUUUUAAUACUUCGGGAGAAAGUGAAGACGAUAAUUCAUUCAGACACAAAUACUAUAAUAUGGGUUACAGACCUCUUAACAAGGAUGUUCCGACAUUCCAGCCAACAUUUGAAUCUUUAGGCUCUUCCUCAUUGCGUGGUAGUGAUGUGGAUCGAGGCAUAAAUUUUUCAAGUUUGAAAGAAGGGACAUCUCAGUAUAGCCGUUAUUCUUCUUAUCAAAACCCUCAGUUCAGUAGUGAUAGAGUGAAAAUAGAGAAAAACAGUUAUAAAAGAGAUAAACAAGAGCCUCCAUUCGGUCGUGGAGCUGAACAAUUUGACAAAGUGGCUAGUUCAAUAGGGCCAUUGAUAUCCCAAGUGCCAAGUGAUGAGGUCAAAAAUAUGCCAGAGGGAAGAAAACUAGAACCACUUCAAAGAGAGGACCCAAAACGAAAGAAAAAGAAGAAAAAAGGUGGAAAAGAUGAUGCGCCAGUUGGCACAGAUGAAAACGGCAACCCAAUCGAAACCCGUAGCGUGAAUCCGGCGCAGUACAAACAAAUGAGAGAGUCACCCUCAAGUGGGGGUGGCACAGUGGCUAAUCAACCAUUCGAAAGUUAUGGAACCUUUCCUUUAGGACAUCUCACCCGAUCUGAUUAUGGUUCAAAUAAAGAAACUGAAAACGAUAAUGCAACUAAAGCAUUGAGGCGUCGUAAGAAAAAACAAGAAAAAGAGCAGCAGCUGCAGAAAAAGUCAGAGGACAUUGAAAAUUAUAAGGGUGAUAAAUCACUGGAGGAAGUAUUAAGUUUCAUAGGUGGUGGGCAGAAUGAUUCAAAUAAAAAGGCAAAGAAAAACUCAAAUGUUGUCGAAGAAAUUCCAAGUAAAACACAAAAAUCAAAUAAGAAAAAUAAAGACAAGAAACAAAAAUCUCCUGUUGCCUCCAGUUCGGUAGAGGAGGUUGAGGAAAAGGGGAGCGACUUUGCUCAACCUGCCCUUGCUGGUGUUGAAACCCAAGGCGGGGAAGACAAUAUGGGAAACUCUAGUGGUAAAGCUGAUGUUGAUAUUGUGGAAAAUGGUGAUGUGGAUAGUUUAUAUUCAAGUUCUGAAAAAGUUGCUAAGUCAUCGCUCAAACAAAAUGAUAAAAUUGAUAUGUCUAAACAUGCUAUUUAUGUUAAUAAUGAUAAACUUGCAAAAGGUGCAAUUUGUAGGGAAAGUGUGAAAGAGAAGGAGCCUUCUGCUACCAAUAACAAAAGAGAUAUUGUGACCGGAAGUGGGGUAGAAAACAACAAAAAGAAAUCUGAUAAACCAGCCAAAGCCUCAAAGAUGGAUAAAUCAGAAUUGCCUGGAACUAAAUCAGAUCAUGAUAUGUUAAAAUUAGAUGCUAGCUUAAUAAAUAAUGUCACAGUUAAACAGAAAAAUGCUAAGAACAAGAAGAAUAAGUCCUUAAGUCCGCCUAUAAAGGCUGAGAGUGAGCUUUCUUUUGCAGAUAUGAAUCAUCAGCCAGUACUUGCUAGCUUUGAAGCUUCAGAAAAUCUUGUUGAUGAUGCUUUCAUAUUUACUGAUUUAGAGGUCCCUCAAGUUCCAAAAGAGGAUGAAUUUCAAGUUGUUGGUAAGAAAAAGAAGAAAGUUACUAAAGAAGUUGUUCCUCAGAAUCAUUUUAUGACAAACAAUGGUAAUAGUAAACCUGGUCGUAGACAUGAAGACAAACGUCCAGUUCUGUCUCAGUCUAGUAACAAAGCAUCAGUGCCUAGCAUUGUUCCUCCCUCAUCUAUGGUAGAGGGUGAUGCUCGUUUAAGAGAUUUAAGUCCAUCGGCAUUUCCAGCCCUUACAAGUGGCAAAGGUAGACAAUCAGUGCAAGAAGGUCGCAGAAAUUCUACUGGUGAUGUUCCCAUUCCAUCUGGUUUAAAAUCCCAAGACGAUAGUGAUCUUGAAUCUGUUAAGUCACUCCCUGCCACUCAAGGCAGUCAAGCUGUUGACAGUAUUCUGUCACCAAGACUAUCAUACGCAAAGAUGGCCGCCGGACCAAAAGUUCCGGACUCGUGUAGCUCAUCGGAGAAACGUUCGUCUCUGGAUAGUGGUGAUUGUGAACAUGAUCACAAAAAAUCUGUCUGGAAAGGCAGCCCCACUGAAAGAAGACAUUCUAUAGGUUCUAGUCCAGAGGUAUUGAACAAAGUUACUGGUGUUCAAUCCAGUGUUGCUACCUCCACUGUGAAGACAGGUAGUCAAGAACAUAUUGUUUCAGAUGUCAUUGUAAUUUUGGAGAAAGGUGCUGCUAGUGUUGCUAAUACUGCAGUGACAGAUAAGGAAGAGACAAACUCAGACAUGAAAAAUGUAAAGGAGCCUAGUGUGCAAAAUAAAGAAAUUACUUCACUAAGUGAAGCUAAUAGAACAGUUAAAACAAGUCCAGUUCAAAUGAAGUCAUCUAUUAUUUCACCAAAUAAAAGUACAGACAGUAGUACUGUGCAUGCUAGUAGUGUAGGAAAUUCACAAGUGACGCUUACAAGCAAACAGUCACAGUUUUGUAAUAAUGAAUCGGAAACGAAUUCCACUUAUUCAGUUUACAAUAAUAAAGAUAAUAGUGUAACAAAUUCUAAUGUGAUUAGUAAAGGUAAAACCUGUUCUAAUAAUGGUUCUAAUGGUAGGAAACAGAAGUCUGUGAUCUUCUUAGAUAAACGUGUAGAAGAGACCCCAGAGAACUUGGGCAUAUCCUUUGGUUUUGAGAUAGAUAACUUAGUUAAACCAGGAAAUUCUGGCCCUCAUGACUCUCCUGUAAUUGAUCAGUCAGAACAAGUUAUGCAGAAAUCUGAAUGCCAUUCAGCCUGUGAAAAUGUUCAAUUUGUAGACUUAAAUUUUUAUUCCAAUGAUUUAAAAUCAGAACCAAAAGAUGCUAGUGAUGUUGUUAUUAGUGGCACAUCUUCCAAUUCUAGUGUGAUAUCUAAAUAUGUUAGCAACACGGAUAAAGCAAUUAAUUCACUUAGUAGUUCAAAUAAUGAAAUUGUUAACCCAGUGACAAAACUAGUUCGAAUUAAUGGAAUAAUUCCUCCUCAGGGUCAUAGUUCAAACCUUGUGAAAGAAGUUACGGAGAAUGUUUCGGUAAAUAUCGGAGGUUCAGGGGAGAAAGUUGAUACUGAACAAGCCAUUCCAGAGACAACUGAGGAUAAAAAUGUAGAAUAUGUGUAUUAUGGUGAAAGCGUAGUGUCAUUAAAGAAGGAUAUAGUAGUGCCAAGUCUGAAUAACGGGCCAACAAGAUAUUGUGGCCUUGUACAUUACAUUCAGGAGACAGAUUUGCGCAGUAACUUCAACGUGGCAGAAGCAGCAGCAUUUUUAACAAGAGAAUGGGACAGAACUUUACAGUUGCAAGAAAAAGACCCCGAUAGUGUCAAAGUUCAUCAAAACUAGAGGUUUUUCCAUUCAUUUCUGUCCUGGUGGAUUAUUGAUGAAAAAACAAAACAAAAACUUGUCUUCACCACAUUCUGUGAUGUGAUUUUCUGGAUUGAAAUGCCUGCUUUGUGCGGUUUAUAUGCCUGCUUUAUGUGGAGUAAUUCACCUGCUUUGUUUGGAGAAAAUGGACAAGAGUGUAAGGAAAAAAACAACAUUUUGGUACAUGAGGAGUAUAUGCAUACAUUUGUGAAGAAGUUAUCCCUCCAUGCCUAGUUUGUUAUAGAGAAUAUGCCUUCUUUUGUCAGAAUGAGGGGGAGUAGGCCUUCUUUGUCAGAAUGAGGGAGAGUAUGCUUUCUUUGUCAGAAUGACAGAGAAUUUGCCUCUUUUGUCAGAUUGACAGAGAAUAUGCCUCUUUGUCAGAUUGACAGAGAAUAUGCCUCUUUUGUCAGAGUGACAGAAUUUGCCUUUGUUGUCAGAUUAGGUUUUGGCUAUUGAAGGUAUUGUGCUGCAAAAUUUACACCAAUUGGAUAAGAUUGCUAGUUGUUUGUGUAUUCAUUUUUAGAAUGUUUAAAAAAAAAACGAAAUAUGCAUACUGUAUUCAUAUCGGCUGCAGAUUCAUGCUCUAUGCCUGCCAAUUCAUGCGCUCAGUUAUUGCCAUGAUACAAAAUUUUUGUUCAUUUUAGAAACAAAACUGUAGAAAAAACACAAAGAUAGAAUAAUAACCAGAAUUCAAUUAUGUAUUACAUGUAUAUCAAAAUCUGAAGGGAAAAAAAAAAUAUUUUUUUUUACAGUAUUUAUAAUUAUAGGAUAUUUAAUUUCUUAUUUUUUCUCUUUACUUUUUCAUUUUGCUUUAUUUAUGAUAAAGAUUGCAUUCUUUUUGAAAGAAGUGCUUUAUUUUAAAUGUUUUGUGUUUUUUUGUAAUGUUUGUUUUUCCUUCAUGAUCAAUUUAAUCAUGUUUAAGCAAUUUCUUAUAUAAGAUUUACUUGAGCAUCGUUUUCAUUCUCCAAAGGUGCAGACUACACUAUUGAUAUUUACUUAUAUUGGAUGGACUCUUGCAUUGUGUGUGUGUUUUUUUUUCAAGGGGUUUGUUUUAUGUUGCAAUGACAUUUAGCAAAGCUAAGAUAUUUAUAGAAAUAAGGAAUGGGGAAGUGGGUGGGGCGGGGAGAAUAUUUAUGAUAUUUAUGCCAAUGAAUAGCAUAAAUGCUGCCAGUAUUUUAACUCGACUGUCACAUUGAAUCACUCUAACAUUAAGUAACACAUGCAAAAGCUUCUCAAAACAAGUGAUUAUAUCAAUAGUUGAUUUUGAUUUAUUCCUAAAUAUCUUAUUUUCAAGGUGGAACACCAGUUAUUUACUGGUCUGAUUUUGUUGAGAUUGUUUUCUUAAAAGAGUGAUAUUUGUUUGUUUUUAAAUGCAGUACUACUUGUUUUUCUAGAAGACUACAGUUGGAUCAGAUAGGGGAGUUGGGCUGUUCUUUGGUGUUUCAUGAAGCCUGAUAAGCUUAUGGGUUUUCUUCUAUUAAAAGAUGAAUUUAUUAUUGUCAAUAAUAAAUUGAUAAAAUGUUAAUUUUUUGAAAACCUCAAGGGAUAUACAAACUAACUAGGUAUGUGGUGAUGCAAAAUCUGCCCCAAAAAGGGAGUGAAACAUUUUUUUUUUUAAUCUUUGGCACUUGUCUAUUUUCCUGUUGCCAUUUAUUCAGGAUUUAACAAAAACCAACCAGUGUCUUUUCUUGUAAGGAUUUUUUAUUUUUAGCUCGACUAUUCGAUAAGAAUAAGUAGAGCUAUUGUAGUCACCCGACCGUCGGCGUCGGCGUAACCACUUAUGUUAAAGUUUUUGUAAUAGUUUUAAUAUUUUCAAAGUCCAUUGACAUAUGGCUUUGAAACUUUGCACACUUGUUCACCAUCAUGACCCCAACCUGUAGACAGGAGGAGGUAACUCUAUCAAGCAUUUUGACAGAAUUAUGCCCCUUUUUCGACUUAGAAUUUACGUUAAAGUUUUUCUAAUAGUUCAAAUAUUUUCCAAGUCCAUUGACAUAUGGCUUUGAAACUUUGCACACUUGUUCACCAUCAUGACCCCAACCUGUAAACAGAAGGAGGUAACUGUAUCAAGCAUUUUUUUUUACUAUCAAGCACUAAGAAUAGUCGAGCGUUGCUGUCCUACCGACAGCUCUUGUUUUUUCAGUAUUCAAUCUUAUAUUUUCUAGUAAUGUAGAUUGACCAAAACAUGAGAAAAUCCCUUUUCUGAUCUUAUAGCUAUGAAAUAUGCCUGACAAUGUUUUGUUAUAGUUUUCUGUUAUUAAGAUGUGAUAUUAAUAGGUAUUGUGUCCUUGACCUUCAGAAGCAGGGUUAUUGUUUCGGCACCCGUCUGUUAAUUUUAUUUUUUUUUGUCCGUCUUGAUCUUUCAGUUUGUUUGUUGAAUUAGUGUCAGCGUACUCAAAGCAAAACAAUGUAACAAGAGUUGUUCGGUGUAUUACGUUACAUUGUUUAACCCUUAACCUGCUAAAUGUCUUAAAUGGACUUGUCCAUCGUUCAAUGCAGACAAACCUAUUUGUCAUUUUUAGGUAACAUUUCUAAAUAUAUAAUGCACUCUUUAGGUGAUUGGCAUUACAAAUAUAAAAAUUAUAAGUUUGCUGCAGAAAAUUGGAUUUAAUACAAAAUCCAGUAGCUUGUAACCAGAGCAGUGUAGACCCUGAUCAGAUGGCAUAGAUGUGCUCUCUGAUCUUGGUUUGCACUGGUAGUAUAGGUUGAAUUUGUUGCCACCUGUAUUAUUAGGAUUAACAUCUUUAUGGAAAACCAGAAUUAAGACAUAAAUUUUUGCAACUUAAUAGCUUGACUUUUUUUUU